Nomia melanderi (Alkali bee) is the source of this 7022-nucleotide messenger RNA. It is a transcript of the gene hlk, whose product is annotated as hulk. The record is from RefSeq and is a predicted model, not a curated record. NCBI's taxonomy places the organism in Eukaryota, Metazoa, Arthropoda, Insecta, Hymenoptera, Halictidae.
UCAAAAAUAGCCGGUGUGCCAGUCAGUGCGGCGAUGUCGACGGCGAACGACGUUUCGGCGGUACGGUUCGGCCGGUGGUGGUGGUGCUGGCGGAGACGAAGGAGGAGUACUACCUGCGGGCCAACGAUGCCGACGGGAUACGCGAAGACGAUCGUCCUUCUCGGUGUACUCGCGGUGUUAUGCUCCCUCCUGGGCACCGUGGACGCCGUCGCAAGGACGAAAUCGGACGAGCCUCGGGGCAAAGGCCACAAGGACGCGGAACCUGUCAUCGAGGAAGUCAAUGCCAAACAGCUCGAGCGGCUCCUCAACGAGAAGGAUUUUGUUGCCGUGUACUGGUAUGCGAGAAGUUGCACGACAUGCGACAGAGUGCUGGCCGAACUGGAGAAGAUCGACGACGACACGGACCACUUUGGGGUCGACUUCGUCAAGAUCAACGACAAACGACUGGCCAAGCAAUAUGGUAUCAAAAAUUUCCCAGCCCUCACGUAUUUCCGUGAAAAGGAACCAAUCAUAUACGAAGGAGACUUGAUGGACGAAGAAAAUGUCCUAGACUUCCUGACGAGUCUAGAGGCAAUGGACUUGCCCGAUCGUAUUGAAGAGGUAAACUCGAAGAUUCUGCAGAAGAUCGUCGAAGACACAGAAUUUGUGGCAGUCUUAUUCUGUCCGGAUUCGCAGCGGUGUGCUGGCGUCGGUUCUAACAAACCAGACUGCAAAAAAUGUCUCAAGGCCCUUCAAGAACUGGAGAACAUCGACGACGAAGCUGAUCAGUUGGGUAUCGGGUUCGUGAAGAUCGCCGACGAGCAGCUCGCGGAUGAGUACAAUCUGGGCCCACUUCCAGCCUUAGUCUACUACAGGCAUCAAAUUCCUAUUAUUUACGAGAAUGAGCUUAGCAGAGAAGAGGACGUGCUGGAAUGGUUGGUCGCGAACAAGAGCACUGGCGACGAAGAGGAUGUGAUCGAGGACGUCACUGCCAAAACCCUGCAGACUUUAAUUGGAAACAUUGACAACCUGGUCGUCUUAUUUUACGAUCACGGUGACGAAGAUUCGAUGCAGGUGUUGAACGAGCUAGAAAAGAUCGACGACGACUGCGAUAAGCACGGGAUCCAGUUCGUCAAGAUCGACGACGAGAAGGCGGCAAAGGAUUUCGGAAUCGAUAACCUCCCAUCAAUAGUCUAUUUUGAGAAGCAAAUCCCGAAUGUUUACGAUGGAGACGUCGAGAACGAAGACGAAAUCCUGGAGUGGCUACUGUCGCAGUUGGAAAAGGAUGAAAUCGAAGACAUCACCGACGAAAUGUUGGAUCACUUGAUCAAGGAUGGAAAAACCAUUGCUGUGUUGUUCUAUGACAACAACGACCGGAAGUCCCAGAAGAUCCUCAACGAACUGGAGAACAUUGACGACGAGUGUGAUCAGCUUGGAGUGAUCUUCGUAAAGAUCGAUAACCCGGAAGAGGCUAAAGAAUAUGGUAUCGAAAAGAUGCCGAGCUUGCUCUAUUUCGAAAAAGGAAUUCCGAUAUUAUAUGAGGGAAAUCUAGAAGACGAGGAGAAGGUGCUGAAAUGGUUGGAAGAUCAGCAGAAGAGUGAUGAGAUCGAAGACAUCACCGACGAAGUGCUCGACAUGAUCAUCGAAAAGAUGCCGCACGUGGCCGUACUAUUCUAUGACAAGGAUCAAAAGAAGAGUCAGAAGGUUCUCGGCGAACUAGAGAACAUCGAUGACGACUGUGACCAGCAAAACAUAGCGUUCGUGAAGAUUAGCGACCCCGAUGAGGCGAAAGAGUACGGCAUUGACAGUUUACCUACACUGGUACUCUUCGAGAGAAAAAUACCGCACGUGUACGAAGGCGAUCUGAUGAACGAGGAUCAGUUGCUGGGCUGGCUGCUGCAUCAGAAGAAGCACACGGAGAUACCGGAAGUGACGGACGAGAUGAUGGAGAAGCUGAUUGAGACCUCGCCGUUCUUGGCAGUCCUGUUUUACGACAAAGAAGACAAGCAGGACAUACGUGUUCUGAACGAGCUGGAGAACAUCGACGACGAUUUGGAAAGGGAGGAGAUCGUCAUCAUCCGGAUGGACAACAAGGCCGAGGCGAAGGAGUACGGUAUCGAUCAUUUUCCGACUCUGGUCUACUUCGAGAACAAAAUCCCGGCCAUUUACGAGGGCGAUCUUCUGAACGAGGAUGAGGUCCUCGAGUGGCUCAUCGAGCAGAAGCACACAGCCACCAUCGAGGAAGUCACGGACGAGAUUUUGACCGAUCUGAUCGAGGAACACGAAUACGUCGUCGCGUUUUUCAGCGGAGACUGCGAUGAAGGAGACCACUGCGACAAAGUGCUCGAAGAACUCGAGAACAUCGAUGACGAGCUGGACGAGACGGGCAUCAUCUUCAUCACCACAGAAGACACUGGAGUCGCGAAGAAAUACGGGAUCAGAAGCUUCCCCACCCUGGCCUUCUUCAGAAACAAGGAACCUUUAAUCUUCAAAGGUGACCUUGAAGACGAGGACGAAGUGCUGUCGUGGAUCACCGACGAAGAUACUCUGGAGAUCCCCGGGAAGAUCGAGGAAGUGAAUGCUAAGAUGUUGGAAAGUAUACUGGAAGAAAAUGAUUACGUCGUUGUCUUCUUCUACAAAGAAGGCGAUAAAAAGAGCCAGAAGAUCCUACAGGAGCUAGAGAAUAUCGAUGAAGAGUGCGAAGAGAAGGACAUCGACUUCGUGAAGAUCUCGGACGAGGGUAUCGAGAAGGAGUACGAUCUACCGGGUCUACCGGCAUUGGCGUACUACAGGCACAAGUUCAGGCAAGUGUACACUGGCGACAUGAUGCACGAGGAGGCCAUUUUGGAAUGGAUCCUGGAGCUCCGUACCCAAACCCCAGACGUGAUCGAAAGCGUGGAUAGAAAGACGUUACAAGUUCUCAUCAACGACGUCGAGCAUCUCGCUGUAUUCUUUUACGAUGAUAAAUGUGAGUCGUGCCCGGAAAUCCUCGAGGAGCUAGAAACCAUUGACGACGACACCGAUAAACACGGUAUUCAGUUCGUAAAGGCGAACGAUGCUAAAUUAGCCGCUGAGAUCGGUGUGUUCUCAUUCCCAGCUCUCGUUUAUUACGAGACUGGCGUCCCCAUCAUGUACGACGGUAAUCUUAAGAACGAGGAGAGAGUUCUGGAAUGGCUAAUCGAACAGAAAAGUAAUCUGCUCGACGAGACCGAGGUGCUCGAUUGGAUGGUGAAGCAGAAGACGGACGAAAGCAUCGAGGAGAUUGAUCGCGAUACGCUCACCAAGUAUAUCGAGACGAAAGAAUUCCUGGCUGUUGUUUUCUACAAGGAGGAAGAUCCAGAGAGUCCUAGAGUGCUCAGGCACGUCGAGUUGAUCGACGAUGAGGCGGCUGAGUACGGCAUAAAGAUUGUCAGGAUGAAGGAUCGGUUGAUGGCGAAGAAGUAUGGAUUCAGGAACCCGCCGGGCAUCACGUACUUCCGCAAAGGGAAGAACAUCAACUACGACGGAGACAUAGACGAUGAGGAGGAGAUCCUCGAUUGGCUGACCAAUCCCGAGAACAUGGAGCUCACCGACCACAUUGAACGAAUUAACAAGAAGAUGUUCCAGAAGAUACGACAGACGACUGACUACCUGGCUGUGUUUUUCUACAGCAACGACUGCAAACAAUGUGGCAGGGUGCUGGCAGAGAUCGAGCAUAUCGAUGAUGAAGCUGACGGGGCGGGAAUCAAGUUUGUGAAAAUCGACGACAAACAGCUGUCUAAGCAGUACGGCGUGUUCGCACUGCCUGCCAUUUUGUUCUUUAAGAUGUCCUCGAAGGAACCGGUUAUCUAUGCAGGUGAUUUGUACGACGAGGAGCAGAUUCUACAGUGGUUGAUGACACAAAAAGAUCCCUCCGGAGAGGUAAUCGAAGAUUUGGAGGGGGAGGACCUCUUAAAUUUAAUUAGAGAGUCGGAGUCGCUGGCGGUGUACUUCUGGAACAGAACGCUUUGCGAGUUGUGUCAGGCAAAAUAUCAACGCAAGCAGACUCGUCACAGGGACCGCAGGCACAUCGAACACGAGGCGGCCGAGGAACUCGAUGGCGUCGAAGGCUGCGAGCAGUGUAUGGGAAUCUUGGAGGAGCUGGAAAACAUCGACGAUGACUGCGACAGACACGGAAUUACUUUCGUCAAGACUCAAGACUACAAGGUGGCAGAAGAUUACGGAGUCACUGAAUUCCCCGUGGUAGUGUAUUUCGAGAACCAAGUGCCUAGCAUGUUCGAAGGCGAUUUAUCGGUGGAGGAAGAAGUUUUACAAUGGCUAAUCACGCAGAAAACCGAGGACAGAAUCGAAUUGAUAACCAGAGUGAUGCUGGAAACAUCGGUCGAGGAGACUCAAUACCUUGCAGUAUAUUUCUACAAACAACACUGUCACAUAUGCAACGAAAUUUUAGAAGGAUUGGAGAGAAUCGACGACGAAUGCGACGUUUUCGGCAUUCACCUGGUCAAAAUUCAGGAUCCCCAGUUAGCCAAACGUUAUUCGAUUAAAACCUUUCCCGCGCUCGUUUAUUUCAGAAAUGGCAAUCCUCUUCUAUUCGAAGGUGAUCUACAAAAUGAAGAAUCGGUUCUCGAGUGGCUGAUCGACGACGACAACCGCGAACUGGCAGAUGAAAUUGAGUCUGUUAACGAAAGAAUGUUGGAGAGACUCUUACACGAAUCUCCAUUCUUAGCGGUGUUCUUCUACGACGAAGAUUGUCCCGAAUGCGACGAGAUCAUGGAGGCCUUAGAAAAGAUUGACGGCGAGGCUGACUUAUUCGGAAUCGACUUCGUGAAAGUCAAUGGCCCCGACGCUGCCGAAAAAUAUGGAAUCCUAAAUGUCCCAGCCCUUGUCUAUUUCCGCAAAAGAACACCAUUGAUCUAUGACGGGGAUUUAACGCAGGAGGAUAAGAUACUUCAAUGGCUGACUUCUCAGGACGUUUUCGAAAUUAAGAAUGAAAUUGAAGAAGUCAACAAAAAGAUGUUGGACAAGCUACUCGACGAAAAUGAAUUCUUAGCAGUCUUCUUUUAUGAGCAUAACAACAAAGAAAGCAGGGAUGUAAAUGAAAAACUAGAGAACAUCGAUGGGGAGACGGACAACUUGGACAUCACGUUCGUCAAGAUGGCCGAUCCGAGAUAUGCUAGGAAAUGGGGCGUCACUAAACUUCCUGCCAUCGUCUACUUCCGCAAAAGAUUCCCCAGUAUUUAUCGAGGCGACGUACACAACGAACAAAGCGUGCUCGAAUGGCUGCGCAAGAAUAGGUACCGUCAACCGGAGCUGAAUAUCUACAUGUACAUGCUGAUCGUCAUCACCGUCUUGUUCGCAAUGUACACCGGCUUCCUCUUGUCGUGCUUCCGGUCGGAGCCAGCCGCACCAGCCGCGCAUCCGAAACAAGCGUGAAAACUCGGACAGGAAAACGAGAGACGGUUAAUGCAAGAAAAAAAAGGGAAGAGUACAGAGACUACGUGGACUGUUGCUGCGCGAAUGUGCGUUAUUGUUGUUGCUCCGACUUGUUUCACUUAACAAACGCCGUUCGUCCGGAACGAACGACACGAUCAGAGGCUCGACGAUUCGACAAUGAAAUCCGUCAUUCUUGCGCGGCAUCGAUAAGCGCCAUAUUUCGCUAGCCAAUGAACGAAUAUAAAAAGUAAUACUUAGCUAACGCACCAUGCCAUAUCAGGCUCGAGUCGUCUCUGAAUUUCGUGGAUCCCUUGCCCGGCGAGAGAACGGAUCGGAUAGGGAUCAGAGCAGGUCACGGCUGCCGUGGCACGGUAUGUAAAUAUAUGUAAACGUGGACCAAAUCCGUCGACCUUUCCAAAGAAGAUUUAGACCUCUGUCAAAUUAAGGAAGGAUCUAGGGAGUUGAGGUAUCUAAACAACGUGAGCGAAGGCGCGUUAGUGUUUAAGCUACCAUCCGGUGCUAAUACACUCGAGUCGCAUCGUGUUCUAGGGAAAUUAUUGUUAAAACGUAUUUAUUAUCUCGUUUGCUAUAUAUUUUUAUCGCGUUUAAAUCUUUGUUUACUACAGGUUAUUGUAUUGCUUUGUUACGAUCCACUGUAACCACUAUUCCGACCACACUUUGUAUUUCUUACGUAAGUGAUACACGUACCAGGAAUUCUUUGUUGUGUUUCUUCUUUUUCUUUUACUUCUUCUUUUACUUAUUCUACUUCUAUUUCUUCUACUUCUUCUACUUCUUCUACUUCUUUUACUUCUAUUAUUUCUUCUUCUUCUUCUACUUCUUCUACUUCUCUUCUUAUGUUCCUUCAUCUUCUGCUUUUUCUUAUUCUUCUUCUUCUUCUUCUUCUUCUUCUUUUCUUUUUAGAGUGAUUAUAAACUGAAUCGACGCACACCGGCGUACACUGUUGCGAUUUAAGGAAUGUUUGGUGGUCGAUGAUCAUCGACGAUCGUAAUUUAUAAUCAUUAAUGGUUUUCGUACUUGUUUAGCGUGAACUAUCGACUGUCGUCGAUGAUUUUGACAGUGGUCUUGCGCGCGGCCGAUCAUCUUUGGUCCACGUUCGCGGGGGGAUGAUCGAGACACAAUCGUCGCGUUGAUUCGCGUUUGUUUCCGUGGAUCAUCGCCGAGUUUUCGUUUAAUGAACGGACAGGGUAAAGAUCAAUGACCAGUAAAACAAUUGCCUGUUAGCGUAUACCGGAUUACGAGGAAUUUAUAAAAAAGAAAAAAACGAACCCUUUGGACCAAUUCCAAACCUGUUUGAGCGCCACUUCCAUCUGCCAAUUGUAAAUAAUGUAAUAGUGUGAACGAUGCAUUAUAUAAAACAAAAUACGAUGAUUUUCCUUUACUUUUACGUUUCGCAUUCGUUUCUUUCCUCCCGUCUGUUUCUCUAACAGGACUCCGCAUAGAUUUAGUUAACGAGAAUUAUUCGCGCGUACGCGUUAUAUUGGCUCCACUUUGGAUACACUUCGUUGAAUUAGGGACAGCGUUGUUAUUACGCAGAAUAUGUAUUUCUCGAAACAUGUCUUUAAAAAGUAAAUUAAAUUUUCGAAAUACAUCUGGGAUUAUGUUAACAUGCA